Camellia sinensis is the source of this 2144-nucleotide messenger RNA. Its product is annotated as F-box protein At2g27310. The record is from RefSeq and is a predicted model, not a curated record. Gene Ontology annotation, molecular function: protein binding. NCBI's taxonomy places the organism in Eukaryota, Viridiplantae, Streptophyta, Magnoliopsida, Ericales, Theaceae.
AUCUCUCUCUCUCUCUCUCUCUCUGAUUCUUAGUUCUGAAAUCUUGAUCUUUUUUGUGAAAUUUUCACAUAUGAGCUUUGCUGUGGUUCUUCAAGAAUCAAGAAGUUUGUGUGAUGAUAGUUUUUUGCUAAAUGUGGUUAAUAUUUGGGUUGCUGUUGUUAUUUUGUACUUUGUUUCUGUUAGUGUUAAUGGUAUAUACAUUAUACAUAAAGGGGAUGUUUGGCAAUUCUCUAAAAUAACAACAAAAAAAAAAGUCAAUCUAUACCGUCUAUUUUUUUCAUGUCUUUUUGUAAAAUAUCAAAAAAAAAAUCUAAAAAACUCAAUUCCAAAACAAACCCCAACCAGAUGCUCUCUAUAUUUUACAUUUGGGGUACUCGUGUUUCUAUAGGCAUACAGUUUAUAGAUUUCCUAGCUCUUUCUAUUGCCUGUAAAUUCUUGGGUACUAAUGAAUUUGUGACUUAUCAUGAACUCCACAGGCAUUAACUGUAUUUUGAUUUUUGAGUUUGCAACGAAUUAUAAAUUGGUGGGGACUUCAGUUUGUUCGUUAGAAAUAUAAUUACUUUCAUUUUUUUGAUAAAUAAUUUUCGUAUUAUUUUCUUAUACCUUUCUUGGCAUCAAAGAUUUUCUUAUAUUUUCUUUUGAAUGAGAAUAAUGAAAUACAUACACCUCUCUACUGUCUAAGACAAUCAUGAUAUAUUUGUGAGUCAUGAAAAUUUUAUACACACAUUUUUUUCCCCCUUUAUUGGUUCAACUCUUGGCUGUCGUCGUUUGUUCUUGAAAUCUCCAGAUUACUUUUGGGCUUUAUUUGGUUACAACUUACAAGUCUAGAAGAUGACCUCUUGCCUCUAUCAGCAUAGAACUGCAUGAGGGGUGUGUGACAUAAUUAUCGAAGGACCAUGGCAUUAGUUGCACAAGUUGAAAGUAUGUCAUCAUUGAGCAGUGAUCUCUUCUACGACAUACUGAGGCGUCUUGAUGGUGCAACUUUGGCUAGUGCAGCAUGUACUUGUGCAGCACUCCGUUCUAUCUCGAAAGAAGAAAGAUUAUGGGAAAAUGUGUGUUCUUCUAUGUGGCCUUCAACCAACAGGGAAGAUGUCAAAAGUCUAAUAUCAUCAAUUGGCGGGUUUGAAAAGUUCUAUGCAGAUUGCUUCCCCCUUAUUGUAAACAAGGAAGUUCCUGAGUUUAGAUGGAAUGACUAUCUUGAAUACCCCGAAGAAUGGACUGAGGCUGAAUACUAUGGUGACAUGGAUGAGUUUGAAAGCAUUUCACCCUCAGAUUUUGUUUCUAUAGUCGAUAUCAGAUACAAAGACAGAACAAUUUGCUCAAAAGUCCUCUGGGGCAUCCCAAAUGCAAAUGGAUUCAAUGGUUGGUUUUCCAACUGUCCUUUUCGGAUUGAUCUUCUUACCUAUGCUAGAGAUGAUGACCAUGACGGUGAAGUUACCCUUUCAGUUUCCGAUGGUCUGCCACAAAUUGCAUCCAUGGAAAGAGAGAGGAAAGAUGGGAAGCUCUGGCAAGAUCUCCGAAAUGGACUCAGGCUUAGUUGGAUUGUAGUGAAUAGAAAAAUAAAUCAGGCUGCCAAUCUUUCAAGCUGGAGCCCUCUUGGUGGACAAAGACAUUGGCCAACAGACAAGGAUUUCUUGAUUCGCUUUGGGUCGAUUCUUCCUGCAAAAGACAUUCUUCCAUGUCAGGUUGUAGAAUGCAUCCUUCUUAUGAAGUUCAGGGUGGUCCAUACAGAAGGUGAGGACGUUCAGACGAGUCUCAGAUUGACAGAGCUAAGCAUGCAGUUGGGAGACAUGGAAGGUGCUCAUGUUAAUGGAAGAAACAGCUUGCUUGUCCUCAAAGAAGCGCUGAGCUGCCGGAGGAGCAAGAAUUACAGCGAAGCCCUUGAAUCGUGCCAUCUGUACUCGAAAGUGCAGAGCGAGUUGAAGGAAGAGAAGAUGAGGAAUGAAAGCAGGUUAGACCGACUUUGCAUUCUAAGUGGCAUUGCUGCAUUUGUCAGUUUUUGUUACUACUUUUUGUGAAGUUAGAUUAAUUCUGAAUGGUAUUUGCUUUCUUGUCUGAUAAACUUUCCAUGGCUGUAGUCUUUUUUGAUGUAAAAUUCAAUUUUGGUUAGAGCUAAUAUUAUUAAAAUUUUGUUUCUAAAUUUA